Molecule: messenger RNA, 2049 nt
Organism: Parnassius mnemosyne (clouded apollo)
Lineage: Eukaryota; Metazoa; Arthropoda; Insecta; Lepidoptera; Papilionidae
Source: the annotation of a GenBank genome assembly
AUGAUGUCGCCGAGGCAACUCAUGCGCAACUCGAACAUGACGCAGAAGUGGCAAAGGCGUGAGAUAUCCAAUUUCGAGUAUCUCAUGUUUCUCAACACUAUUUCAGGCCGCACGUACAAUGACCUCAACCAGUACCCGGUGUUCCCGUGGGUGCUCACCAACUACGAGAGCGAAGAGCUAGACCUCAGUCAGCCUUCUAACUACAGAGACCUUUCCAAGCCAAUCGGUGCACUGAAUCCAAGUCGGCGCGCGUACUUCGAGGAACGUUACAAUACGUGGGAGCACGAGUCCACUCCUCCCUUCCACUAUGGAACCCACUACUCCACCGGGGCGUUUGUUCUCAACUGGCUUGUCCGCAUUGAACCGAUGACAACGAUGUUCUUAGCGCUUCAUGGCGGCAAGUUCGACCAUCCCAACAGGCUGUUCUCCUCGAUCGCCUCUUCCUGGAAGAACUGCCAGAGAGACACCUCUGAUGUGAAGGAAUUGAUCCCGGAGCUUUUCUUCCUGCCGGAGAUGUUAGUGAACAGUGCUGGCUACAAGCUAGGCAUCCCGGACUCUCCAUCGGGCGACGUUUUGUUACCGCCGUGGGCUUCAUCGGCCGAGGAGUUCGUACGCAUCAACCGAAUGGCACUGGAGUCUGAAUUUGUCAGCUGUCAGCUACAUCAGUGGAUUGACUUGAUAUUUGGAUACAAACAGCGAGGUCCCGAAGCCGUGCGUGCCACGAACGUAUUCUACUACCUAACGUACGAGGGUGGAGUUCGGCUGGACCAUAUCACGGACCCGGUGAUCCGAACAGCCGUGGAGGACCAGAUACGAAGCUUUGGACAAACGCCCGCUCAGUUGUUGAGUGAGCCCCAUCCCCCAAGGGCUUCCAGCAUGCAUCUCGCUCCCCUUAUGUUUGCGGCAGCACCAGACGAUGUGUGUAUGCGGCUCAAACUACCCUCAAAUGCCGCUGUCGUCCACGUUUCAGCGAAUACCUACCCCCAAUUGGCUAUGCCGGCCGCUGUCACGGUGAGCGCGGCGCGCGCGUUCGCGGCGCACCGCUGGGCGGGCGGCUGCGCGCACGGCGGCGCGCGCGCCGACCUGGCGCCGCACGCGCCGCACGCCGCGCACUCCCCGCACUCGCCGCACUCGCCGCACGCCCCUCACGCGCCGCACCACCCGCUGCUCAUGGACCCCGUCUGGGCGAAUGGAGGUGCUGGAGCGCUAUCUCGGCGGCAGCUCGGUGACAACUUCUCGCAGCGUGUCAAAGCUAGAAGCAACUGUUUUGUGACCACAGUAGAUUCACGUUUCCUCAUUGCAGCUGGAUUCUGGGACAACAGCUUCAGAGUCUUUUCAACAGAAACUGCUAAAAUAGUUCAAAUCAUCUUCGGCCACUACGGAGUGGUGACUUGCGUGUCGCGCUCUGAAUGUAACAUCACGUCCGACUGCUACAUCGCAUCAGGCUCUGAAGACUGCACAGUUUUGCUGUGGCAUUGGUCGGCGCGGCACGGCGGCGUGGUGGGCGAGGGCGAGGCGCCGUCGCCGCGCGCCACGCUGUCGGGCCACGACGCGCCGCUCAACGCCGUGCUCGUGUCCGCCGAGCUCGGCCUCGUCGUCUCCUCCUCGCUCAACGGUCCAGUGCUAAUUCACACGACGUUCGGGGAACUGUUGCGGGCGCUCCCGAGUCGGGCGGGCGCUUCACCCCAGCAGCUCGCUUUAGCGCGGGAAGGAGUCCUGGUAGUGGGAUACGCGAAGGGACAUCUCGCAGCCUUCACACUCAACGGGCGCAGGCUCCGACACGAAACGCACAAUGACAACUUCCAGUGUCUGGUACUGUCGCGCUGCGGCGAGUACCUGGUGUGCGGCGGCGAUGCGGGCGUGGUGGAGGUGUGGCGCGCCUUCACGCUGGCGCCGCUCUACGCCUUCCCGCCCGCCGGCGCGCCCGUCACCAGCCUCGCGCUCUCGCAUGACCAGAAAUUCCUACUGGCGGGUCUUGAAAACGGGUCGCUAGUUGUAUUCCACAUUGAUUUCAAUAGAUGGCAUCACGAAUAUCAACAGCGAUACUGA